UUGGCUAAUGAAAUGCCAACAACAGACAAUGGUUCUAUAAAAGAUGAUGCCUUAUCACAAGCACUUGGACCUGAACAUCGAGGUCGACUUCGUGGAGGUGGUUAUGGGGUUACACCUUCUAGAUAUGAUGCCCAAACAUAUGCCAGCAUGAGUAAUCGAGAGCUUAGAGACCGACUACAAAAUGUCGAAGGAAAAUUGCGGGAAGUGUUUGAUCUUGUGUUGGCUAAACAACAAAAUGAGGGAAAUGGUAAAGAAACUAAUACCAAUGAUGCAAUUCAAGUCUCCACAAAUAGGCCUCAGUCGCAGGGAGGCUGUAUAGAUCUCCAAAGAACUAAGAAUGGUGUAAAACAGGUUCCCAAUUCCAGUUACCAGGUUUCCAGAUCAUCUCCCCAGUUACAAUGUAAUAAGAAAAGUGCACCAGAGGCUAACGAUGGUUCUAGACACACUUCAAAAGCUAGUUCUCAGAUACAAUGUGAUAGAAGAAGUGCACAAGAAGCUGACGAUGCUUCUAGACAAGCUUCCAAAGCUAGUUCCCAGAGAAGUAGUCCAAACAUAAAAAGAGACAACAUUAAGAGAAAAGAAGGUUCUAAAGCCACUUCUCAGUUACAACCCGUUGGUAUUUUACGAGGGUCUUCAUGCAAGUUACUAAAUUGGCUCAGAAAUGGACAAGUUGUUGCAACUGGAGAAAUAGAAUCAACAAAUCCUGAGGCGAAAGUUCAUCACAUGGUGCUUGGUCCUGAUUGCUGGAAAGUUUGGGUAACUGUUGUCAAAGUGGAGAAUAUAUCUUUGUACCGCCCUACAAGUGAAUUUCGUGUCCUGGAGGAUGCUGUGUCUAGUACAAUUGCCUGGCCAUCAAAGUACGUCCGAGUUGGAGAGUAAUUUUAGUUCGUACUUAGACUAGAAAAUGGUACUUUGACACUACAUAGAUAGUACUUUAUGACUUCCGUUUAUGUAUUCAUUAGGCACUACAUGGAUAAUACUUUAUGACUUCCGUUUAUGUA
This is a messenger RNA of Malus domestica (apple), 1001 nucleotides long. RefSeq lists its product as uncharacterized. The record is from RefSeq and is a predicted model, not a curated record. NCBI's taxonomy places the organism in Eukaryota, Viridiplantae, Streptophyta, Magnoliopsida, Rosales, Rosaceae.